Messenger RNA from Mesorhabditis spiculigera, 1284 nucleotides. NCBI's taxonomy places the organism in Eukaryota, Metazoa, Nematoda, Chromadorea, Rhabditida, Rhabditidae. The record is from the annotation of a GenBank genome assembly.
AUGGGACUUUGGUCUGGAUCUUGGCUUGCCUGCUCGUUGCUCGUCCUUGCGGCAUCGCAUCAACAGUGUGAUAAUGCCCCGACGAGAAAACACCAGAUCACUUGCGAGCGACUUAUGAGCUGGAAUAAUAUGUCAAAGCCCAUCGAAGAACAGCGAAAAAGAGACGGCCGUCUGAUCGCAAAAGGUCGUCUUGCGGCCGGCAAACGGGAACCACGCGAAUUGGGCGAUUGUAUGGACAUGCCGUGUGUGGCUCGAUUUCUAACCGGAAACAAGGAUAUCAAACCGCCAUUCAUCUACAAGGGAAAAGAAUUGAAAAAGGUAAUUCGAAAGGAGGUACGCCAAAUGACGGAUGAUGAAUGGCACAGAUUGUUAGCGGCAAUUCAAGAACUCAAAGACAAUGGCGUAUAUGAUGAGAUUUCCCUUGUCCAUAUGUCGGUGACGGAAGCUUCGAAUGCACAUAGCGGACCCGCAUUCUUCCCCUGGCAUCGCGAAUAUAUCAAGCGAUUCGAGCUGGAACUACGCCGAAUCGAUCCAGAGCUCUACGUCCCGUAUUGGGAUUCAACACUCGAAUCUGGUCUGCCAAAUCCGCCGGACUCGUCGAUAUGGACAUCCGAAUUGUUCGGCAACGGCCAGGGGCCAGUCAACGUUGGACCAUGGGGUCGAUGGAUCACCGAUAACGACACAAGUAUCCAACGUUCCGUCGGUGAGAACGGCGAUCCAUUCAGCGAAAAAGAGCUACAAAAGUUUUGGGAAUACACGGAUAUUGAAAUGGUGUUGUCGCAGACCGGUGGACCACAAUUGGCAGAUCGCGGCUGUGAGAUGGAGAUGAAUUGGGACUGGUUCGAGUUAAUCCAUGGCAAUGCGCAUAACUGGAUCGGCGGGGAUAUGCUGACGACUUUGUAUGCGACGCGAGAUCCGCCCUUCUAUAUGCAUCAUUCUUUUGUUGAUUUGAUCUGGGAAACUUGGCGCGUAAAGCAUCAGGCGAAACAACAGCGAGAGACGGAAUACCCGAAGAAUAAAAAGUGCAUGACAACCCUUCACUGGCCGACUGCCGUCCUUAUUCCAUUUAAUAAGCGCUUUGCCCCACGACCAAGCUGCGCCAAGGAGAAGCCGCAUUGUGGUAGCAGAUACCUGUUCUGCGACUUGAGCACCGAUCAAGCGCCUCGAUGUGUGGCCAAGGCGGCAACCGGUGGCCAAUGUACCGGCUACAAAAAUGGAGAAGAUGUCUGCCAAAAAGGGAAAUGCGUCGAUGGAAAGUGUGUGGAUGGCGGUAACUUGCAAAAG